This is a messenger RNA of Ilyonectria robusta, 859 nucleotides long. RefSeq lists its product as uncharacterized. Bases 103 to 738 code for a protein of 211 amino acids. The transcript has a single exon. The record is from RefSeq and is a predicted model, not a curated record. Lineage: Eukaryota; Fungi; Ascomycota; Sordariomycetes; Hypocreales; Nectriaceae.
CAUCUUUAACCAGCACUCACACAGCCGUACUGGUUACCGACAGGUUUUAUCUCCCGAUAUCUAGCCACUGCCGGAUCUUGCCCACCCUUCUUCGCGGCCCCGAUGCAUGGAUUCCAGGCCUGGUUGUGCGCUACCAGAACAUGGAAGAGUCCGGCCGAUGGCAUCGUGCCACGGCGACGUUCUGGGCUUGCUUCUGGCCCAAGCGCACCCGAGGCUUGUGGUUUCAUUUUCGUACAAAGAUGGAGGUGGCGGAUACGCAUGAGGAUAUCCACGCCCGGCUUGCCGUCUGCCGGUGGCUCACUAUCUCGUGGGCUGAGAUGGGAGGGAGGGAGUGUGCAUUCGCGACACCACUUUCACCAUCGGCGUCGCCAGCAUCGGCUCUGGCCGCCAGUCCGGUUGUUGUUAGCGCUGGAUCUUUUUGACCAAAACUCGUCGAUGCGGUUGAUGACGGCUACGUUCCUAUCACCAGGCCUGGUUGAUUGGCGUUGCGGCGUCACGCUUCCCAUCUCUUCCCAUCCUUGUUUGUCCCCAGGGCCCUAUAUCACAUUGCCGUACCAGACGGACGGGUGGACAGCAGCAGCUCGCCUCUCGCCGUCGGCGACGCGGCGUCCAAGACACGACGAAUGCAGAGCCGCUCCAUCAGGUGAUUGGCACUCCCCCUCCCCUGCCCGUCCUCCUUCGACUACUGCAGGAUACAAACAGCCCGAAUCACCACGGCCAUGCCCUUCACCCUCUUGACAGAGCACAUCCCGCCCACGCUGCAAAGCCGCGAUGAUACACAGGUCUCGCACAGGUCUCCCCCGGGUCUUCCCCCAGGCCUUGGCGAACCCUGUCCUGUCCUGUCCUGUCCUGUCCUGGC